AUGCCGGGCGUUAUGGGCAAGGCUGGUCCCGCGGCGGACUUGCGCCGCUUCAUGGAGAAGCGCCUCGACGUCCACUUGAGCGGCGGGCGCCGCGUCGUCGGCGUGCUGCGAGGCUACGACACCUUCAUGAACAUCGUGCUAGAGAACACCGUCGAGGUGAAGGGGAACCCCGCAAACCCCGCCAACAGCGGAGGCACCGAAACGAACGAAAUCGGCUUCGUCGUCGUUCGCGGAAACUCGAUCCUGUACUGGGAGUGUCUUGACAAAGUCCGGACGUGUGGACAAGGAUUUUUUCAAGUUUCUUCAAUCGGCUUCAGACGAAUGUUCGAUCUUGGCACUGAAAGCCGUCUCGGCACACUGGAAAGGAAACACGAGCGACCACGUCCUCUUCGCAAAAGAGGAGACUGUGCGGAUAGCUCGGGGAACUCACGUGUAUGUACACCCCCCCGGGCACCGCCACAGUGGGUGCGGACGCUUGGCGGGACUCCGAGUAGUCUUUAUCCCAUUUGA
Messenger RNA from Neospora caninum, 510 nucleotides. RefSeq lists its product as hypothetical. Gene Ontology annotation, biological process: spliceosomal snRNP assembly; mRNA splicing, via spliceosome. The coding region runs from base 1 to 510 and encodes 169 amino acids. NCBI's taxonomy places the organism in Eukaryota, Apicomplexa, Conoidasida, Eucoccidiorida, Sarcocystidae. Gene Ontology annotation, molecular function: RNA binding. The transcript is spliced from 3 exons. Gene Ontology annotation, cellular component: P granule; U4 snRNP; U12-type spliceosomal complex. The record is from RefSeq and is a predicted model, not a curated record.